AUGAUUCUGGGAGAAGGGCCACGUCCCUCGGCAAUGUUUCAGGUUCCUCCAUGGCAGAUGUGCGACGACCCGGUGACCGGGAUGUCCUACUCGAUCCCCGUGAGCGGGGUCGCAGGGGGUAAUGGAGGGGACUUGUCCUCCUUCCUCCUCAGCGAGGCGGCGCUGGCGGCUCUGCAGCGGUUCCUCCCCUCCAACGAGCCGUACGCCUCCGAGGAGAUGCGACGGAGGGAGGAGGAGCAGGGGGAGGAGGCGGAGGAGGACGACCUUAUGGACUCGCCGGUGGACGCCUACUCCUGCGACGAGUUCCGCAUGUACGAGUUCAAGGUGCGGCGCUGCGUGCGCGGCCGGUCCCACGAUUGGACUGAGUGCCCCUACGCCCACCCGGGGGAGAAGGCCAGGCGCAGGGACCCCCGCAAGUUCCACUACUCCGGCGUCGCCUGCCCCGACUUCCGCAAGGGCGUCUGCAAGAGGGGUGACGCCUGCGAGUACGCCCACGGGGUGUUCGAGUGCUGGCUCCAUCCCUCCAGGUACCGCACACAGGUCUGCAAGGACGGCGUCAACUGCCGACGCCGCGUCUGCUUCUUCGCCCACACGCCGGAGCAGCUGCGCGUCGUCCCCCAGGCGCAGCAGCAGCAGAGCGCGCCGGCGUCGUCGGUAUUGGAUGGCUACUUCUCCAAGGGGCUCGCGUCGUCCCCCACAUCGACUCUGAUGUCGCCGCCGACGUCGCCGCCGUCGGAUUCCCCGCCGCUCUCUCCCAGCGGUCAUUCCCUCCGCCGGUCCCCGGUUCCCCUGGGUUCUUCGCCCAUCAACGGCGUCCUUGCAUCCCUCCGGCGAUUGCAGCUGAGCAAGGCAAAGUCCGUCCCCUCUUCCUGGGGCCUUCAGCAGGUCUCCGGCGUGGGAUCCCCUCGCGGAGUGGUGAAUGUAAGGCCCGGUUUCUGCAGCUUGCCGACAACCCCCACGGCGGCGAGCCCCGGUGGGCUUUUCGACGAGUGGGCGGAGCCGACGGAGAGGGUGGAGUCCGGUAGGGACCUGAGGGUGAAGAUCUACGAGAAGCUGAGCAGGGAGUUCUCCAUGGGGCGGGCCCAUGAGGAAGAAGAGGAGGCCAGGGCAGCGGCGGCCAUGGCCCCCGACGUCGGCUGGGUUUCUGAUCUGGUGAUGUGA
Molecule: messenger RNA, 1161 nt
Organism: Spirodela intermedia
Lineage: Eukaryota; Viridiplantae; Streptophyta; Magnoliopsida; Alismatales; Araceae
Source: the annotation of a GenBank genome assembly